AUGCAAUUUCUCAUAACUCUUGCCUAUGUUAUUACAGUUCACAAAUCUCAAGGUCUAUCAUUCAAUAAGAUUGUUCUGAACAUUAUCAAGAAGAACUUUGCAGCUGGCUUGACUUAUGUUGCUGUCUCACAGGUGAAGUUCUAUCAAGAAUUGCUCUUUGAGAAGGCAUUUGAUUAUCACAGAUUUCGCAAAGACGAAUUCAAUACAAUGAAAAUGAGAUGUUUGAAUACAGAGAGACAUGAACUGCAACAUUUCUCAUCAGCAAGACACUCGCUCUAUAACUCACUGCUCUCAAGCUUUGAUGAUCUAUAUGAUGCAGAUCUCAAUAAUUACAAGGAUUCAAGAGUUUGA
This is a messenger RNA of Blastomyces gilchristii SLH14081, 351 nucleotides long. RefSeq lists its product as uncharacterized. Bases 1 to 351 code for a protein of 116 amino acids. NCBI's taxonomy places the organism in Eukaryota, Fungi, Ascomycota, Eurotiomycetes, Onygenales, Ajellomycetaceae. The transcript is spliced from 2 exons. The record is from RefSeq and is a predicted model, not a curated record.